Molecule: messenger RNA, 360 nt
Organism: Zychaea mexicana
Lineage: Eukaryota; Fungi; Mucoromycota; Mucoromycetes; Mucorales; Lichtheimiaceae
Product: Tautomerase/MIF superfamily
Exons: 3
Coding region: 1-360 (119 amino acids)
Molecular function (GO): phenylpyruvate tautomerase activity
Source: RefSeq, a predicted model, not a curated record
AUGCCUUCUCUCGAGAUCACUGCUGACAAAACUCCUGCUGAUUUGGAUGCUUUCUUGAAGAACCUUUCGGCCGUCUUUUCCGAGUGCAUUGGCAAACCCGAAGCCUACUGUAUGGUUAUCUUUACAAAGGCAGACCGUAUCUACUACAACGGUAGCAGUGGUGCCUCAUUCCUUGCUAAGGUUACUUCGAUUGGCAAUAUCGACAACGACCGUAAUGCCAACUUGUCCAAGAAGAUUGGUGCCGAGCUUGAAAAGGAACUCGGUGUUACUCUUGACCGCGGUUACUUUUUCUUCAGUGAUGCCAAGGCUAGCGAUACUGGUUACAAGGGCAACACCUUUGCCAACUUGAUGGGCUUAUAA